GCUGGUCACUUCCGUGUUUGAAAUCCACCGAGGAAAUGCCUGAUCCGCAGAAAACAGCCGCCAAGAAGGAAACAGCCGCCAAGAAGGGCGCAAAGAAAGCUUUGCCGAAAUCCGCAGGCAAAGGGGGCAAGAAGCGCAGGAGGUCGAGGAAGGAGAGUUACUCCAUCUACAUCUACAAAGUGAUGAAGCAGGUUCACCCGGAUACCGGCAUCUCCUCCAAGGCCAUGGGCAUCAUGAACUCGUUCGUGAACGAUAUUUUCGAGCGUAUCGCGGGCGAGGCUUGCCGCCUGGCGCAUUAUAACAAGCGGGCGACCAUCAGCUCCCGAGAGAUUCAGACCGCCGUGCGCCUGCUUCUUCCCGGGGAGCUGGCCAAACACGCCGUGUCGGAAGGGACAAAGGCGGUGACCAAGUACACCAGUUCCAAAUAAAGAUCCACACAUUGU
Molecule: messenger RNA, 443 nt
Organism: Amblyraja radiata (thorny skate)
Lineage: Eukaryota; Metazoa; Chordata; Chondrichthyes; Rajiformes; Rajidae
Product: histone H2B-like
Exons: 1
Coding region: 36-428 (130 amino acids)
Cellular component (GO): nucleosome
Molecular function (GO): protein heterodimerization activity; DNA binding; structural constituent of chromatin
Source: RefSeq, a predicted model, not a curated record